UUUGUUGCGUUAAUUUUUACAGUUUGUAGAUUUGUCGUCACAGUUUUUGCUUUUGUCUCGGGUACGUUAAGUUUUUUAAUGCCUAGCUUGAUAAAGCAAUAAAUAAUAGGAAUAGCCGAAUAAAUUAUUAAAUUGUAAUUGCAUUAAUGAGAAAAGGGAAACUCGUAAUCUUGAAGCGCAGUCGGUGUAUGGAAAAUUUAAGAAGAGUGUGUGUAAAAAACCCAUGCAAAAGUGCGGAAAUUGAGAGUGACGUGCAACAAAAGUAACGAAGCGAUUAAAGAAAUCGGUAAUAACUAAGUAGCGGCAAAUUGUAUGGCAUAAAUAUAUAAAAUAAAAGAAUUUAUGUGUAAAAUUUUUCAAAAUAAGUUAACAUGAUGAUUUUCGCAUAAGAUAGUAGAGGAAAUUCUUUGGGCAGCAAGGCGGUGACUUCGAGACGCAACGAUAUGAGUUCCCGUAUCAAAAGUGAUGUAAGGAAACUAUUCGAGUUUUGGUGUGAAGUCGCGCUCAUACAAAAUGCAGACAGAAACAGUCUAAGUAACCAAGCAAUAACACCUGCUGAUAUUAUUGAGAGUUUUCCGGAGGGAUAUUGCGACAAUAAGACAAUGCUUGACAUUCCCGCCUUUGCUUUUCCCUGUAAAAUCGAAAGCGAUUCUGUGCAAUUUUACUCCUUCGUACUCACAACGGACGACUCUAAAUGGCGCUUUGGUUUCUGUCGUCAUGACCCAAAGACGGACACCGCAAUGGUCUUAAUCACAUACUUGCCAUGGCACGACACAUUUUUGCGAUUGUUGGCGUUGCUGGCCGAGUUGCGACGUAAUGAUAACAAUGCCACUGAUGAGUUUCGCUUAUUUAUCGCCGAAGUAUACAGUCGUGGUGUGCCCGAUCCGGGUAAAAGUGUCAAAGUAUUGUAUAAUGGCGGUCAAAAUAAUUUCGUAUUGGAACGACCGUUGCAGUUUCAAUUGCCCAGCAUACCCGAGAAUCACAAUUUAAAUCUGUAUUAUAAUUUUGUGGAUCCAAAGAAUAUGAUUGAUGUAUUCGCUGCGAUGUUGGCAGAGCGACGCAUCAUUUUUACAUCGCGACGUUUGGAUCGCUUGUCGUCGUGCAUCCAGGCGGCGAAUGCGUUUCUUUAUCCUAUGGUGUGGCAACACAUUUUCAUACCAGUGCUGCCGAUGAAAUUAAAAGACUACUUGAGCGCGCCAAUGCCAUAUCUAAUUGGUGUGCCACAAAUAGUUCUCGACACGAUGACACCCGAAGAGCUCGGCGAUGUAGUGAUACUUAACUGUGAUAAAAAAUGUUUCGAAAGUCCUUUCGAUGAUGUACGAGAAAUGCCAGCCGAUAUUGUGUCGCAUAUGAAGAAGCAACUCAGUCAUUCUCAUGAGCAUAUCGGCGAUCGUGUUUCGAAAAUAUUUCUUGGCGUACUGGUACAACUGAUAAGCGGUUAUCGCGAUGCUGUGGAGUUUCGGGGAGUGGGCAAAACAUUUAACCGCCAUAAAUUUAUUGAAUCUCGACCCAAACAUUUGCGACCGUUUUUAACGAAAAUGAUGGAUCUACAAAUAUUCCAACAAUUCAUUGAUGAACGCCUACAAAUGCUCAACACUGGGUUAGGUUAUUCGGAUGAAUUUGAAGUGGAAGCAGCGCGUUUUUCGGAGAAAAUGAAGAAGCGAAGACACUAUGAAUUUCUGAACAAUGUUAGGGAGAAGGUCAAAGAAGGUUCCCGUGGCGUCAAAAGCGCUUACAAAGACUUAAAAUCCAAAUUUCGUGACAUUACACCACCCAAUAACUCGACACCACGCUUCCGUUCGCAUCUGGCUUCGCAUUCGCGAGAUCGCGCUGACGGCACCACUGCUGGCAAUGAAUACGCGUUCAGUGUAGACGCUACCUACGUCCGAACCAAGUCCAUUGUUGGUCAUCAUUCAGCACCGAGUUCGCCUAUUUUCGGUAAUAAACGCGCAGCCAGUGGUGCUACGGGUGGCCAUUCAUCAACAGCUACUUGUUUUAAAUACGCUAGUCCCGAGGAUCUAAAUGACUCGAACCAGUAUAUGCGACGCGCCCCGCCAUUGGCUAUGUCUACCUCGAGUACGCAUAUACGGCCGAACGGUUCUAUGGGUAUUACGCAUGGCACUGCUCAUCUUCCUGCUAAUUUGGCUCCGUCUCCAACUGUCAGUCCGGAAGGCUCGGUUUGUUUGUCGGAGAUGAAUUUGUCCCAAGAAUUGCAAAACCACCCGCUAUUCAAGCCGCCACAUGUGGAUCGUAGUCUAAAGCCCAGCCAUAGAUUAGACACGCAUAGUCAAACUCAUCAUAAGUCUUUCUAUAAUCCGCACCAUCAUCAUCAUCGCCAAUAUAGUCAAUCUACGAGCAGUAAGCAUCAACUAGAAUAUCACCGACAACAAACGCAAGAUCAACGAAGAAUCGCCGCCCCUCGCGCCGGUGGCACACCACCACCUCGCCCACCACCGCCGGCCCCACACUUACUAAAAAAACUAACUGCUGGAUCUACAAUCAGUCCGGUAAAUUUGUCAUAUACUGGUGGCACACCAGUGUCAUACUAUAAUCAUCCGCAGGUGCGAGCCCCUCAAACAGCACUUGGACUACAUUCAUAUAUAGUUUCAAAACUGCCUCUGAAAGACGAGAAGGCGGAGGAGUUGGAAAUGUCAGAGACCUCAAUGCACACGUCGCCCACCACGAGUGAAAGAAUAGUAGCCCACGACUCAUCUUACGACAGGCCACCAGAUAUGCCACCACCGUUACCACCUCGGCGUCAAAGCAUUGGCAACAGUGAUAUUUUCUAUUUGGACAACGACCUAACUGCCCCACUGCCAUCGUUUAGUACGGCUGUUGAUGGGGGUAGUAAUGCGAUCGCUAUGGCUGCAGCUGCUGUACACGCGGGCGUACAAAGUUUGGAACAUAAUUUGUGGAAAGAUAAUACGCACCGCAGUUUAUUACCACAUGAUGUGCUGCGCAAUUUGUCAUCAACGAGUAAAUCCAUUGCUGCCGCUAUGUCAACAGCGUCGUUCGGUUCAAGUGGCGGCUCAUUUCGGUCGGCUCUAUCGUCAUCAUUUUUUCAUCAGAGGCGUGACGAAUACGCAGAUACAACAGCAAUAGCAGCUUCAGAAAGAAUAACACCAGUGCCAGCACCACGGCAGAAAAAAGAGUCUCUGCGCUCACUUCAGACACAGCAUCUACUCAAAUCUACUGCACCAUCGUCAACAUCUUCGCAAGAAGACACCAUGAACGAUCUCAUAACACUAGAAGACAGCCAUAAUACCAGCUUUGAAAUAGAAGAUUUCGAUCCGCUGAAUCCAAAUGCACGCCCACUACCGUUACGCAGUGGCAGUGCAACAGCUAGCAGUGCAAUAUUUAAUAGUAUAAAAUCAGUAACUUUGCCAGCUAAUACUAACGCUUUAAGCAACACUUCCAGUACUAUAAGCAACCCGCUAUAUCCAUUUCAUACACCACAACACUUAAUAUCUCCACAUACACGCGCACAGCCACAGCUAGCUGCGGCGCAAUUACAGGACCCUCCAUCGAUACCACCACCUCUGCCAACCAGCCAGCCACCACCAAUGCCAGCACGUGAUGAGGACUUUGAAUUAUUACGCAGAUAUGGACUCGACCAUUUCACUUUGAUACCAGCUUCAACGACGCUAACGACUACAACAACAAUGGCAACAACUGCAAGCGAUAGCAGCGACGCUGCCGCUAGUGGCUUGCACAACAAUCCAAAAGUAAGCAGUACUAGCAAUAUUGUCAGUGGUAGACACAAUUGGACCAAAUUCGAUUGAGAUGCGUUGGGUAGAGAGCACUUUUUGCAUUUCGUCACAUCUUCCAUAGGUUGACAAAUACGAUAUUGUGGUGAACAUUUGCCGAUAUUUUUUUAUUUUUAAUUUAACACACGUUUGUUGUAAAUUUGGUGUAGUGUGGAUGCAUUUUUUCGUGUAUACAGGUUUAUUGUUUUACAGGCAGUCGAUGGAUCACAUGCAGUGAUAUGAUAUGUUAUGUAUGUAUGUAUGUACUAUAUGCAGUAUGCUAAAAAUGCCGAAUGCAUAAAUAGAAUAUUACGAAUACUUAUAAAGAGCGCUUAAAUCAUAUAUUUGAUCACAAAACUAUAUUUUGUAAUAACUGUAGUUUUGCAAAUUGCAGGAAAAAAACAUGUAGAUAAGUGUAUGUAAAAGCGCUGUGAUUGACAGGAAAGCAAAACAAUAUAGAUAUGUACGAGUAUGUAUGAGCAAAUGACGAAUAAUAAAAAUGUAUAAAAGCUAAUACUUUAUUUAAGAUAUCAGUUAAGGAAAAAGAAUGUAUGUAAUUUUCAAACAUAAAUAUCUGUUGAAUUUUUAUAAAAUAAUUUAAGUCGACUUAGCACUUUUUAACUGUCAAACUCCAAAAUAAUGGGCUUUCAUGCAAUGGUUAAAGCACUUUAAAAUGCUAAAAUACUGAAUUUCAAUACCUUGUUUGAAGUAGUAAAAUCCAGUAUUUUAGUGAUUGAUAGUUAGAUAGUGGUCUUCAUUAAUUUAAUCAUUUACUGCAGUAACUCAAGAAUCUAUCUUCACAAAAGUUGUAUGAACAUAUUAAGUUCAUAUUUGCAAGAUCAGGAUUGAAUGAUUAAAAAACAGUCAAGAAAUUUGUUUUGUUCAAAAAUUCUACAUCUAUGCUCAAGGCGAAUCUAUUCAAGGUGGUGGUAUUUGAGCACCAACAACAUUUUUAAAAUUAGAACUGUCAAAGGAAAGAGAAUAGAAGAUUGGAAUGAAUGACAAAUAUAUAAAAUUUGUUUAGCGCGCAUUCACAACACAAAAACAACCUCCCGUCAUUCUAUUUUACUGGCAUUUCUAAAUUAAAGGCAAAUAGAAGAACAAGCAAUUAACGAAUCUAAUCACUCCACCUUCUAUAGAUAUGCCUUGGAUAUGCUCGUAUGUACAAUAAGGUUGUCCAAAUUUUUGAAAUUCUUCUAUUUUUGCUUUCCGUGCAUUAUAUUUUUAUAGUAGAUGGUGAAAAAAAUGUCAAAUAUAUUAUUUUUUGUGUACUUUAUACUUUUAAUAAUGUAACCGAUUGCAUUUGUUAUAUUUGUUGUCUUAUUUAAGAAAAAUUGGAAAAAUUGAUAUUUAGUUAAGCAAAUUUUUUUCAUAAUCAGCCUCACGUUGGGUCUACAAAGCUGACCCAUUCGAAAUAUUUUUAAAAUUUUCCAUAUAAAUUUGGAUACCUCUAAUGUACAUACAUACAUUUAUUGCUUAUUAUUUAUAUUUCUUCUUUACUUAACUCCUCGCAAUAACUGCAUUUGGGGUUAUCAAAAUAAUCGAUAAAUUUGUUGAAUAUGAUAUAAAAAAAAUUAUACAUUUAUUUAAUACAAACUCAAAUGAUUUAUGAAGUAAUUCUGCAAAACAAAACAUGAAAAUUAUAACGAAUCAUAUUAGAAUUAUCACUGAACCUGUCAAAAAAAGUUCUCUUCAAUUCUUUAAGUAUUAACACGACAUCUGCUUUAUAUUUCGCAGUUUACAAAAUACUAUGUGUAUACUCACUAAGCCAAACACCAAAAAAAACGUAUGUAUUUACUUGACAACGAUGAGUAAGUGGUACGCUGUAAUAAUUUUUUACACCUUGAGUUAUGCAAGCAAAAGGAUGUGAAUAGAGAACUUUAAAGACUAAAAGUAAAAGACACAUUGCAAAUGAUUAAAAAAAGUAAACAUAAGAUAUUUUAAAAAACGAAAUACAAAGAUAUACCUGAUAUUAAAACCUGCAAGUGUAACUUUUGUGCUACAGAAAUAAGUGCAACAUGUAAGUCGUGUGUUUCGAUGAAGCAUAUGUGCGUGUGAAGAGUUUUAGCAGCGCCACCACUAUGUAUAUUAUAUCUACUCAUAAGCUUUUAAUAGUGAAUCAAUAUUACGAGCACUCAAAAAAAAUUAUAUAAUUAAGCAGCCACUACAUCUAACUUAAACAAAAAACUAAUAUGGCAACAUUCAAAGACAUUGAUUUAAGUAAGCAAAGCAUAUUGUAUCAUAUUGUAUGUAUGAAUUGAUAGUAAUUGUUGUAAAUAAUGUUUAAACAAUUUUUUGGAUAUAAGUAAACUUUAUAAAGCAGCACACAAUAAGUUAUUAAUUUAGUAAAGAAAGGAAAUUUAUACUAGUAUGCAAAUGUGUCAAAAUUUCUCAAGCGAAACAACUGAAUUGGAAAAUUUAUUUUUCAUUGUAAAACUAUGUUUAUAUUAUAUACAUAAAUAUUUUCAUUUCCAUUAACAAAGCAUAUCCAAUUUUCCAAUGACGCUUCUUCGUUUUGUUUCUUUCUGCCUCGAAUGACCGAGGAUUCUUAACUGCCGGCCAAGAGUCGACCGUUUAUGAAAAAAUUGUGCAGCGAUUUCGAAGAAAAUCCAAUAGAAAAAUAUAUGACCAAUUCAAAAAAUCAGGGAUCAAAAUA
This is a messenger RNA of Anastrepha ludens (Mexican fruit fly), 6402 nucleotides long. Its product is annotated as DENN domain-containing protein 1A. Bases 444 to 3782 code for a protein of 1112 amino acids. Gene Ontology annotation, cellular component: intracellular membrane-bounded organelle; cytosol. Lineage: Eukaryota; Metazoa; Arthropoda; Insecta; Diptera; Tephritidae. Gene Ontology annotation, molecular function: phosphatidylinositol phosphate binding; guanyl-nucleotide exchange factor activity. The record is from RefSeq and is a predicted model, not a curated record. Gene Ontology annotation, biological process: endocytic recycling; endocytosis. The transcript has 9 exons.